Molecule: messenger RNA, 4823 nt
Organism: Rhinolophus ferrumequinum (greater horseshoe bat)
Lineage: Eukaryota; Metazoa; Chordata; Mammalia; Chiroptera; Rhinolophidae
Gene: SPOCK1
Product: SPARC (osteonectin), cwcv and kazal like domains proteoglycan 1
Exons: 12
Coding region: 168-1496 (442 amino acids)
Molecular function (GO): calcium ion binding; protein binding
Source: RefSeq, a predicted model, not a curated record
CAGCCAGGGAGCGAGCGGAGCCAGAGAGCUGCGGACUCACAAAGCGGCCGGACGCGCGGCGGCGGGUGGCAGGAGCGCAGGGGAGCGAGCGGCCCUUCAGCCUUCCCUGCGACCGCGCCACAGGAGCUCGAGCAACUCGGACGCGGGGACCUGGGCCGGCCCCCAAGAUGCCAGCGAUCGCGGUGCUCGCGGCGGCCGCCGCGGCGUGGUGCUUCCUCCAGGUGGAGAGCCGGCACCUGGAUGCACUCGCCGGAGGCGCGGGCCCCAACAACGGCAAUUUCCUGGACAACGACCAGUGGCUGAGCACCGUCUCCCAGUACGACCGGGACAAGUACUGGAACCGCUUUCGAGAUGAAGUUGAGGAUGAUUAUUUCAGAAACUGGAACCCCAACAAGCCCUUUGACCAAGCCCUGGACCCAUCCAAAGACCCCUGCCUGAAGGUGAAAUGCAGCCCUCACAAAGUGUGUGUGACCCAGGACUACCAGACUGCCCUGUGUGUCAGCCGCAAGCACCUGCUCCCCAGGCAAAAGAAGGGGAACGUGGCCCACAAACACUGGCUUGGACCUUCGAAUCUGGUCAAGUGCAAGCCCUGCCCCAUGGCACAGUCGGCCAUGGUCUGCGGCUCCGAUGGCCACACCUAUACAUCCAAGUGCAAGAUGGAGUUCCAUGCUUGUUCUACUGGCAAAAGCCUCACUACCCUCUGCGAUGGGCCCUGUCCAUGUCUCCCGGAGCCUGAGCCACCGAAGCACAAGGCAGAAAAGAAUGCCUGCACGGACAAGGAGUUGAGGAACCUGGCUUCCCGGCUGAAAGACUGGUUCGGAGCCCUUCACGAGGAUGCAAACAGGGUCAUCAAGCCCACCAGCUCUGACACAGCCCAAGGCCGGUUUGACACCAGCAUCCUGCCCAUCUGCAAGGACUCCCUGGGCUGGAUGUUCAACAAGUUGGACAUGAACUAUGACCUCCUGCUUGACCACUCAGAGAUAAAUGCCAUCUACCUGGAUAAGUACGAGCCCUGUAUCAAGCCUCUCUUCAACUCUUGCGACUCCUUCAAGGAUGGCAAGCUCUCAAACAACGAGUGGUGCUACUGUUUCCAGAAGCCUGGAGGUCUCCCUUGCCAGAAUGAAAUGAACAGGAUUCAGAAGCUCAGCAAAGGGAAAAGCCUGUUGGGAGCAUUCAUACCUCGCUGUAAUGAGGAGGGCUAUUACAAAGCCACACAGUGCCAUGGCAGUACUGGGCAGUGCUGGUGUGUGGAUAAAUACGGGAACGAGCUGGCUGGCUCCAGGAAGCAGGGCGCUGUGAGCUGUGAAGAGGAACAGGAGACCUCAGGAGAUUUUGGCAGUGGCGGCUCAGUGGUCCUGCUGGAUGACCUAGAGGACGAACGGGAGCUGGGACCAAAGGACAGACUGGGGAAGCUGAGGGUGCACACCCGGGCAGUGACAGAGGACGACGAGGACGAGGACGAUGACAAAGAGGACGAGGUCGGGUACAUAUGGUAGUCCCCACCAGGAAGAGGACACAAGGGUGGCACACAAUUGCAAGUCACUUCCUGUUCCUGCAUUUGUAUCUAAGACUCCACGGCACCAAGGUCUCUUCUCCAUUGUUGCUCUCUCUACCUGACCUAAGGUUUGGGAACAAGUCCUUGUUCCCAGAGCAUUCUGAUUUUGCAUACGGUCGUGUGGGAAGAAAGGUGUUGUGUUGUGUUUUGUUUUUAGACAGGGGAAUGGCUGGUUGAAUUAGAGCCUCCUUCCCUCCCAUGAGACUUUGCAACGAGCAUGUGAUGUAUGUGGGAUUCUGACAGUGCAGGGAGCCCCACCCCCUAAAUGUCAAAGACCCUUUUUGACUACCCACGCUGGUGGUUAUGACAGCAUGGUUCCCAGCCUCACGGUGUCUCAGUGCUUUUCUUGUGUCUUGUAAAUGUUGUGGAAAACACACCACACUGUACUCUAGUCCCUUUGCUCCCCACCACCCCUGGUGUUUAUUAUUAAAAGUUAGUUAUUCAUAUCACUAUAUCUGGCUUCCUGCAAACAACAGCCUUAAUUCAGUCCAGAAUCCCUUCGGGCAACUGAUUUUCUUUAUUUAAAAAAUGGUGUCUGGAUGCUUCUCUCUGUACAUGCAUAAAAAUGUAUUUAUGUACAGAAGACACUGUGUGUAUGCAAGGUACACACACCUCUCCGAAAACCUGUUUGGGUACCUAUUAAAAACUCAUUGGAAAAACAAUGAUAAGUUUAUCAGCUUGUCCAGACCUGGAUCACAAUUUCUGGAAUACAAAAUUUGUAUCAAGUCCUUUUUGCACUAACAGUUGGCACUUGUAGCCUGCAGGCGGAGGGGGUUCCUUCUCUGUGCACCAGCAGAGUUACUGGAAGCCUCUGGGAUUGGGACGAGCCUCUGUCUGCCUAAAUCACUUUGCUCCCACAAGCCAUGCGACUCCCACGUGGGCAGCUUCACAAGCCAUCUCUUUCAUUUCAGCUCAAAGCCCCCCGUGGGCUAAAGCAGUCCUAUCUGCUGCAGGUCCCUUCCUCCCCUACCUACUCAAGGGCUCUUUCUAAGGCCUGUGCACAUACCCCCUGCUCGCCGAGAACACGGUGCCACGCUGUUCCUUAGGAGAAGGAAAUGCAGGAUUCUGAACUCAAGGUUUUGCUUUGGCCCACUUUCUAUCUGCCAACCAUGAUGAGGGUACAACAGCAGCGCGGAUUUCAUACCACUCGUCAUCUGUAAAGAACCCCAGGGGGAGGCCUAGGAAGGGCCCCAUAGCAGCACGUGGAAGCUAGGGUUGGAUUAGUAAGAGCUCGUCCUGUCUCCAUGCCCUCACCCACACCAGUGUCCCAAUACGAAUGAAGAAAGUGCUUCACCAUUUGCGUUUCUUUUCCCUAAGUAUUGUUAGAGUCCAUCUCCAAAUUCGGUGGGGUUUUCAUCUCUGUAGUCUUUAGGAUUUCUUUCCCUAUCAAGCUGGCCCAGAUACAAGGACAAGUACCAAAGAGUAGUCUUCCAAGUGGUCCCGUUUAGUUCAGCGCUGGCCCUUAAGCUCCUGUCCCACACGGUUUCCACCUGCCCGGAUGCCCUACUCAGCCACCCAGCUAGGCCCUCUGGCCCACAUGGGUUUUUCUUCCCUACUCCACGAGCUCCAGCCAGUCCACAGAGACCACACCACAGAAACUCAGGCAAAACAUAUAUUCAGCCAAACCACGAUCUCAGUGGCAGCUGACCGACCCUCCACCCCAAAUGACCAUUUCUUUGUACUUUACCAGCCUGCCUCAAACUAGCAUUUUCCAAUCCUUGCAUUGGCCGGACAAAGAGGCACUGUCCCCAAAGUUAGUCUCAGAUGGGAAACGAACAUGCUUGACGUAGCAAAUUCCUUAGGCCCGACAGACACGAGUACCACCAGGACCCUAGGUGUAGGGAGACCACAGGCAAGCUCUACUUUGGGAUCUCAACUCCAUCACCUCUGCUUUCAUAUUGUUUUCCUAACUUGCACAGAAUUUUUGAGAUCAUAAUUUAGAAAGCAGGUGCUUAAUUGCAGCUAAAUUACAAUAGAGUAUAUAAAAGAAUCAAGACAUUAAAAAAAAAAAUCUCAGUUUAGACCCUCAAAGAAAACCACUGUUACUAUCUCCUCCGAGCCUGGAAAAAUGCACAAGAGAACAAAUUAAAAUUGACACAUUGAUUUCACUUAGAGAAACUUCUAGGAACAGAGUGAACCACUGAUUUUAAUUUGCCUAAUUAUCUUAUGACAAGUGUCAAAUUAAGAUAACACUUAAAAAUCCUCAGCAUUAACUCGAUGAUGGAGAAGAGUGCUCAGGAGUCAAUUCCCAGGAAGGUCAUGAGAUGCUCAUUUUCAGAGAUAUUCCAAGAAUAUAUUUGGAUUCAUUAAAAUAUUAAAUGAAAAGCCCUCCUACGACCAGAACCCCAAACCAAUGGAGCGACGUUAACACCACUUUUCAUGCCUCACUUUGGCAUGACAGUGUUUGAGUUGUUACAGGUCUUCAAUACUUUCACUUGUGAAAAGUACUAAAGGUUAGAUUUUUUCAGUUACUUUAGCCUUAGAAAUAGAAUUUUUUGUUUUCCUCCUUUUGGCAGGAGUCCUUUAGCUAGUGACAAGGUAUACAUAAAAAUCGUUAUUUAAAAAACUGCUUCAGUAAUAAUCCAUUCCUGUGUUUGCAACAGGUAUUGAGUUGAAUCCUCACUAACUCAUUUUUGGAAACUCCUUCGUGAAUAGUUUUAUUCUUAUUCCAUAAAUGCUUCUUUUAUUUAAUAUCAUUUCCUUAACAUCCAACUUAAAUCCCAGAAUUUUCUCCCACCAUGCUUAGUUGUUGGCCAUAUUAAUGUCUUUUUGUUUCCACAGAUAUUCUAGGCAUGGAAAUACCUUAAUACUGAAUUGGAGGUUUUGUAUCAGUUUCCCCUUCUUGACUCCCAUUUUCCCGGGCCCAGCACUGAAUGACAACGUGUCUGUCCAGGUCUGCCCCUCUGCUUUUCCCAGGAUGCCAUUCACAUUUGUUUUUUUACCUGGACCACAUUGUACAGUAACAUCCAAGAGCCCUUUCUACAGUGGGUGGUUUUGGUCUUUUUAUACCUUUUUCUCGAAGUCGCUGAUGUUUGUCCCUGUUCAAUGUGUAGCACUGUAAUGAGAGCCCACCAAAUCCUGAGUGUCAGUUUGUCGUCCCUAUUGUAGAUGAAAUAGUGAAGUAGAAAAACCUAGUGAAUUCUGAAUGCUUUUCCACGUAGACUUAUCUGGAAUGUGAACACGACUUUUUGGUUAAUAGUAAUUGCUUAACUGUAGUCCUGAGUAGGUGAAUUUUUGUCUGUCUCAAUAAAUUUUAAUUUGUCUGCAA